Molecule: messenger RNA, 4728 nt
Organism: Pungitius pungitius (ninespine stickleback)
Lineage: Eukaryota; Metazoa; Chordata; Actinopteri; Perciformes; Gasterosteidae
Gene: vps37c
Product: VPS37C subunit of ESCRT-I
Exons: 5
Coding region: 556-1632 (358 amino acids)
Biological process (GO): protein targeting to membrane; ubiquitin-dependent protein catabolic process via the multivesicular body sorting pathway; protein targeting to vacuole
Cellular component (GO): ESCRT I complex
Source: RefSeq, a predicted model, not a curated record
ACCCCCGCAAAUCACCUAACGUGGAUCGUUCCUAAGAUGGCGGCGGUUUCUGUCAGUAAGGAGUGAAACUUUGCUAUUUCAGUGAAUAUUUUGUCGUUUUUUAACCCGUUUAAUUGACCCAAGUCGCCUGAUUAUCAAAGUUGGCAUUGACGGAAUACGGAGGCAUUUGGUGGCAGUCGUCGGGACCGAGCAGCGUCGUUCUGGAAUCCGUUUUUCACCGCUAACUUGCUGGGUUUCCACGAAGUUGACGGUGGCUUGAUACCUGACAUUGCGGUCGAACGGACUGUUGUCGUUUCUGGAUUCGGUCAACGCGGAACGGACCGGUGAGAUUGGACUCGGCCGGGGUAAACUGGUUAGCUCGGCGGUCAAAGUGCGUCGACAACGACUCCCUAGCUUUCGGUUCAGCUGGGUUCCUGCGGGUCCCCGGUCGGAGAUCCCGUGGACGUGUCACGUCACCUGUCGGCUGAGACAGAUCGCUGGUGUUGGAUGUCACCGUCAGUCCGCGUCGGGCUCUACUGGGUUCGCUAGCGUCGCACCGCCAUCCUGGCAAAUCAAAUGGAGAAGCUCCAGGAUCUGAGCCAAUCAGAGCUCCAGGAGCUGCUGGACAGCCCAGAGAGGGUGGAGUCUAUGGCUCUGGAGUCUGACGAGAUCCAGAACAUCCAGCUGGAGAGAGAAAUGGCACUAGCAUCAAAUCGCAGUCUGGCGGAGCAAAACCUGGACGUGAAGCCUCGCCUGGAGUCCGAGAAGGAGGUACUGAUGGAAAGAUAUUCCCAGCUGGAGGCCAUCAGAGAAACCUACAGACAACACUGCUCCCUGAGAGAUGGGAUGGUGGGUCAGGUGUCCCCAGAGGCCUUGUUCUCCAGACUACAGACGGAGGGUAGCAAAACGGAGGAAGAGUCCGAGGCUCUAGCUGAUGAGUUUCUGGAGGGGUCUCUGUCACUGGACCCCUUCCUGGAUCGCUUCCUCUCCCUACGAUCGCUCGCUCACAAGAGACGGGUGCGGAUAGAGAAGCUCCAGGAGAUCCUACGGCAGAGGAGCGAGGGCAACCCCAACACCAUGACAUCAUCGGCGGGCGCCAGCCAGGACCCCGUCGCCACCGCCUCCCCUUGGAAUCAACAGGCGACAACGGCGGCGGCGACAAAUCCUCAGCAGCCAAACUCCACGCCCCAGCCCUCCGGCUACCAAAACGCCUCGCAGCCGGCCACCUCGUCUGCAGGCCCCCCCCCCGGUCUCGCCUAUAGCCCGUACCCCGCCUCCCCCCCCAACCAUGCCCCCGUGGCGGCAACAGGCUCCGUCCCGGCCAACACACCCUCACAGUACCCUCCGUACGCGGUUCCCGGCUCACCUUUUACCCCAGCAGGAAGCUACUCCGGGCCCAGGCCCGCUUUUGGGCCUCCGGCUGCAUCCACCUGCCCUUACCCAAACCCGCCCUCCUUUCCUACCCCACACCCCGGCUCUGCAUUCGGUCAGUACACCCCGAGCCAGCCCCAGAGCGGCCCCGCGCCCUACCCGGCCUCCUACAGCUACGGCGGCUACAGCUACCCAGCCGGGCCGGCGUAUUCCAAUCCCCAGUCGCCAACAGGGAGACCCAUCUACAGACCGGGAUACGGAGUUCCACAGCCGUACUCAUGAAAGCACCGCUGCUCCUCCGUCUCAAUUCUUCCUCUCAAAUCUUCCCUCUCUGGCUCUCUCACCUCCAGUCCUCCUCCCCCUUUGUUUCUCGUCCUCUGAGAUGUCACGCUUUACUUAUCUAUGUUGCACUAUUUCUCUCUUUCUCUAAAUAUCGGUCUGGUGACCUCUCCGGCUUACUCUCUUUUCUUUUCCCUGUCUCUGUCCCCCCUGACAACCCACCAACUCCCCCACACUAGUCUCAGGUUGUUGUGUUAAAGUGUUAAAACACUUGUAUCUGGCCCUUCACCCCCUCACUCCUAACCAUCUCACUCUUACCCUCUCCCAUUUCUUCUGUGUGUGUGUGUGUGUGUGUUGCUAUUUGGCAAUCAGAACGCCCUUCUAAGCACACAAGUGCACUCCCCCUUAUGACAAAUGCAUGUCUUUGUAACACCACCCCCGUGUCCAGUGGCUGUCUGAUCUACAUUGUUACUCAUGAGCACAAAGUGCGUAGGGAAAGCGGCUUGUGAUGGAACUGGCCUGUGGGCUCAUAUAAUGCAAACUGAGCCGGGAAUGGAUGGGGUGAGUUUAAGAUGCAGUAGCUGCUGGGUCUAUCAGCUCUUCCAGGCCCCCCCCCAUCCACCAUUAUACAUAUGCAGGGGUUGUAGACAUCGGGCAAAGAAACCUACUGCCCCUUUAACCCCCCUUUUGUUUCGUCAGCCAAAGAUCCCAGUGCUUUGUGUGUCUUCAUGUAAAGAGGAAGUCGCAGCUGUGCUGUUGGUUUGGUGACUGCUCGCUGUGCUAGUUGCAUCUUAGCUAACCGCUAACAUGCUAGCCACCUGGUAGUGAACCAAGCGUCUUCUGGCAUAUUUUCCCCUCAUCAGUUUGUAACACAUGUGUUACUUCUUUUUUGGGGGCAGUUCAACCUUGAGUCCCAGGAUGCGGACGGUGUGGACACGUGCUCGUUGGUAUUUCACUGAGGAACCCACAGAGUCCUGGUCUACUGAAACCUUUCCUUCCUGUCUGCCGUUGUCCCCACAACGAGUCUCAGGACGGCAGCUGUCGUCUUCAGCUGUUAGCCGUCCCUGUUGGCGGGUCCGAUCUUUUUAGCUUCAUGUAUGCGACUAGCAAGGCCAGACAGGAAGUGUAGUACUGUAGGAGGUUUGUAAAGUGUCAACUACAACGUGAGACGGAUUUGAGACAACAAGUUCAACUCCCCCUCAGAUUCGGUGCUUUUCAGAGCCCUGGAGCUUCUUUCCCCUUUUGAUACGCUUGUCUCUGGGGGUCUGUGCGGCGCAACCACACGGCCUGUUAAAGUGACGCUAUGAGCAAGGACAUUAAACCCUGGAUGUCGGGGGCAGUUCACAGUUUGAGCUCAGCAGACUUUCACUUCUUUGUAACACGUCUGUGUCCUCAUGCCUUCCUCCUCUUCUCCAUCACUCUCCUCCUCCUGUCAUCUGCUUGUUGAAUAUGAACUGAUGCUUGACAAUGAUAACCAGAAGAAAAUAGUUUUAUUUCUAUAAGUUCACGCUAUCCGUGAGAAUACAUGUGAUGUGUAUAGUUUAAUGAAGUGAAAAUAUAAAGUUGGAGCUCAGUUCUGUGUCAAUUUAAUCAAUACAAAUAAUAUCAUUGAAAUUGAAAUGUAGGUAAUUGAUGAAAGCUCAUUAAUGGAACUUUUAGAGGUACAUGCCACCUCUCUAAAUUUGUAUUACACUGUGGAAUAAACAUGAUGCUAUACUAUCUCAUGAAAUCGUUAACUGUCACAUUUCAUCAAAGUCAUCAUCAUUUCUCUUUAUUAACUUCUGUCCGUUACUUCAGGGUGUUCAUCGAUAUCGUCCACUAUUCAUAACGUUAGUGUAGGACCCCUAAUACAGACCUCAAACUCCCACUCAGCCUGAAAGCUCACAAAUAAAGUAAUGGAGGGAAUUCAGGGUAACUGCAACCAACAUGCCAAUACUACUACUAAUAAUAAUAUAUUUGAUAUAUAUAUGUGAGCUCCUGGUCUCUAAAAUGCUGCACAGCAAUUAACAGCAAGCAUGGGAGAGAGGUCAAGAUGACCCCUGAGUUGAAAGGUCCUCAUUGAAUCAUGAAAUCAUCGGGUAUGACGCUGCAUGUCAGACGUUGUUGGCCAGCGAAGCCGCAAGAAGCUUUCUCCUUGUGUCAGAAGCUUGACCCUAGUGUCCAAGCACAUUGGCCAUCGGUCACAUCUUUUACCACUAUAUCAUCUUGGAAAAUGAGGUAUUAUGUUCCAUUUGGAAAAUCUCUUUUCAAAUCUCAACACUUGGCUUCAUCAUUGAGCAGCUUUUCUUCACAUAAAACUGAAGUGAAGACAAAAUAACACAGUAAGUUGGGUUAUGGAAAAACAUCAAUAUUUGGGAAUAAGAUGUUGUACAAAGGUUUAGAUUUGAGCUACAAACCCACUUCGGCCUCAAACAGGUCACAGGUCAGGUCCAGCUCACGUACUUGGGAUCUGUUCUUAGUAUCUUGGACAUUUGAUUUCUGACAUGCUGGAUCAAAAUAUCACAGUGAGGAAGAAAUCCAUGCACAAGCAUUAAUGGAUUAGAAACAAUACCAUACUUACAUUACUAUACAUGUGUUACUGUGUGCAAAUCCUGUACGGAGGGGACUGUGCUAAGAACCCACAGACCUUCUGUGAGAUGAAUGAGCAGCUCAGAGGUGGUGGAGCGAGCUCCAGCUGAUCCGACUGAGCGGUUCUGGUUUCCUGCUGUCAGCGAGUCUGCAGCAAUCACCCUGUGAGAAGCUCUUGAUCUGCGAUGUGCAUGGAGAGUAAAGGCCCACCUGGUGUCCUACACACACACACACAGUACUUCUGCUACUUUACUUCUGUAUCACCUGGUUCAGUGAGUUCAUCCCAGACCAGUGUGGUUUUGGACUGCACUUCCUCCUCUGAUCAUAUUCACCUUUAAGAAAGCGAUAAUUCUUGUGGGUUGGUACCGAGAAGGAAGGAUGGCAGUAUUUUAGAAGAAGCACAAAUGUGAUGUAUUUAAACCACGCAGAAGGAAACAAUAUUUAGAUGGGUUUAUCUAUACUGUAAAUAAAUACGAUGAAUUAAUGGAUGUUAACGAGGACUGCUGAUUAUUAAAAAUACUUUGUUUUCUU